AAAAAUCAGCUGUCACCCAUUAGGGAGGGACAGAGUGAGACAGGACUACCGCUACAGACAGCAGCAGAGUCAGACGAACACUCACAGAGACACGCAAGUCAUCACCUGCGGAAAUAUACAAGACCGAGGCUUUAAAGGCAGUAAGACCUGGAACCAGCAAUUCACUCUAGAAGAAACAUUUCAAGAAAGACAGAGAAUCUGCCUCCUAUCAAGAGCACAAACCUAAGUACACAUUCUCUCCUAUCCCGAGCGUGAAAGACAGAUCUGCCCUUUACCUCUCAAAGACAGGCUCCUCAGGAUAUAUCGAACAGCAAGGUAGUGUGUUCCAGGAGCACUUGAUCUCAAGUGGGAAGAAAAAACAAAGCAAGAUGGCAGAAGUAGCCAAACAGAUAAAAGUGACAGAUGCAUCCAGUGGAGAUGAUUAUUUUCCUCCUCCUCCUCCACCUCCUCUACCAAGACCUCAGGUUCUGGAAUCACUUCAAAAGUCUCAAAGCCAGAACUUCCUGCCCGUACCACCUCCAAAAGAAACCUUCUCAGAGUUCUACCAACAACGGCAAAAAAGUGAACUGAAGCGUCUUUUUAAACACAUUCAUCCUGAACUGAAGAUGAAUCUUGAUGAUGUUGUAGAUGAUGAACUGAUAGGUGCAAUUAAUCCCCAAGCAGUAGACACAGCAUAUCAGGGAGAAGUCCAGUCCAUGCGCUGGAUAUUUGAGAACUGGACUCUUGACAACAUUGGAGACCCACAAGAAACCAAAAAGCUUCUCAAUGAGGAAAAUCUUCAAGGUGUGGAUGUGAGAGGCAAAUCCUCUUUGUUUGAGCAUUCAGUGUUUGAUAGUCAACACACAACAGCGGGAGAGAGGCCAGGUGUAGUCAAAGGAGAUGUUCGCACGGCCACGUGGUUGUUUGAGACACAGCCUCUAGACUCAAUCAGUCAAUCAAAGAUGGAGAAUGAGGAAAUCGUGGAGGUCGUACUGAAGGAACCCCUUCAGAAGGGAGAUGUGAGAGGUACACGUCUCCUGUUUGAAUCCAAACCACUGGACGCUUUAGGCUGCUGCUGCUCAGCUGAAGACCAACAUUUCCUAACACUCAAAUCAGAACUCCAGCAGAACAAAGGAGACGUGAAGAAAACAGUCAAACUCUUUCAAGCAGAUCCCAGUUGUGUGAUUAGGGAUAGCAGUGGCAAAAUCCAUGAAAUCAAAUCAAUCUGUAGAGAAGAAAUCCAGAGCAGUGACUUUAAAACAGCACGUUGGCUUUUUGAAACUCAACCCUUGAACGACAUUAAUAAAGGAGCUGGUGUGCAGAUUAUUCGCGGGAUCUCACUUGAGGAAGCCCAAAAAGGUGGUGUUGAGAAGAAAAAAUGGAUGUUUGAGACCCAACCGCUUGAUGCAAUUCAUGAAGGUGCUGUGGAAGAACAAAAGUUCAAAGGAACAGUGGAGGACAUCUCUGGGGAAGCAGAUGUUCAUAACAAACUAAAGCUAUUUGAAAACCAACCUCUGUCAUCUCUUAAAGGAGAGUCUGUGGGUGAAAUUUCAAAGGAGGAGGCAAUUAUUGGAGGAAAUGUAGGAUCCACACUAUGGCUUUUUGAAACUCAGCCCAUGGACACUCUGAAAGACAGCUAUGAGGUGGGACAGCUCAAGAUAGUUGUGGUGUCAAGUGAUGAAAAAGGCGAAGUUAAAGACAAAAGGCUGCAGUUUGAGAAAUUCAGUGUUGGUAAAACAACAAGUGAUAGUGGAAACCAAGUUCAAGAUGUUGAGAAAGGAGAUGUGAAGACUUUCAAGAACCUUUUUGAAACUUUACCUCUUAGUAACAUCUCUGAGAAAGCACAAAGUCAUAUCGAUGAUAUUAGAGCUGGGGAUGUCAAAGGCAACCGUUCACUCUCUGAAACCACACCGUUGUAUGCAAUUAAAGACUGUGCUGGAAAUUUCCACAAGGUUACAACUGUCAAUAGAGAAGAAUGCAUCAAAGGGAACAUACAGAAUUACAAAUGGAUGUUUGAGACGAGACCCUUAGACCAAUUUGAAGAAGAUAGUGGAAAAGUAGAGCUCAUCAAGGGCAUUACAAGGCAAGAGGACAUGGCAAGUGACGUGAGGACAGCUAAAUGGAUGUUUGAAACACAACCUUUGGAUUGCAUCAAUACAAAGAGUCAGAAAGAAGCCCGUUCAACAGUAACACAGGAAGAAUUUCAAAAGGGUAACGUGAAGACGUGCAAAUGGCUGUUUGAGACACAACCAAUGGACAUUUUGUAUGAGAAAUCAGAAAGGAACCAGGAUGUAGAACCAGUGCCAAAAGCUGAUGUGAAGUCACACACUUGGUUUUUUGAAACACAGCCACUGGAUAACAUUAAAGACAAGGAGGACUUCAGUUUGAAAUUGAGCAGUACUGUGCAGGAAGACAUAAAAAGUGAUAUGAAUGUGAAGAUGGUGAAACACCUGUUUGAAACAGAAACUUUGGACAGAAUAACAAAGCAAACAGAUUCUGGACAAAAUGUAAGAUAUGUCAGUCAGGUGGAUAUGCAGUCUGGAGAUGUCUCACGUGUCAAGGAAAUCUUUGAAUCCAAGUCACUUCAUGAAAUAGGAAGUGAAUGUGUCAAAGACUCUAAGGAGCAGAAAAAUGAAAUUCAGUCUGGAUCAGUCCACAAAUUCACUUGGCUGUUCGAGAAUCAGCCUAUCAGCGACAUUAAUGAGAAGGAGGACAGAAUAACUCGCAGUGUCAGUGAUGUUGAGGGUGGUGAUGUUGGAAGCAAGAAGUUUAUUUUCGAAACUUUCUCUCUGGACAAAAUUCAAGAUAAAGACAAACUACUUGAGCACCAGUCAAUGAGUGUUGAGAAGCCCACAAUCAGUAGUGGUAAUGUGAAGUCCAGCACUAUGCUUUUUGAAUCCCAGCCGUUAUAUGCAAUAAGAGACCAGGAUGGACAGUUUCAUGAAGUUACCACUGUAAAGAAAGAGGAAGUGAUGAGAGGAGAUGUCAGGGGUGCAAGGUGGAUGUUUGAAACCAAGCCACUGGACACUAUUCAAGCAGACAAAGAAAUCUACGUCAUCCGUGCAGUUACACAAGAGGAUGUGUGCCAGGGAGAUGUGAAAUCAGCAUGUUGGAAGUUUGAGACUCAGCCCUUUGACUCCUUCACACCUCAUGAAGGGCCAUCGGUGAGGGUUGUUGAAGAUAUAGGCAAUGGGAAAAGUUUGCAACAAAGCAAGCAACUCUUUGAGACUGAGCAAGCGGGCCAAAAGAAGUUUGUGCGAAUGGUGAGUGUUACAGACGUUCAACAAGGUGAUGUACGUACCUCAACCUGGCUGUUUGAGAAUCAACCUAUUGAUACUCUAAAAGGUGAGCCAGAUGAGAAGAACACCUUGACAACUGUACAUCGAGAGGAUAACACAAAGGGAGAUGUAAAACGCUGCACUUGGUUAUUCGAAUCACAGCCAUUAGAUAAAAUAAAGAAUGAUGAAUCUACCAAAGAGCUUGCCUCAUCACAGGAAGAAAUCCCCAAGGCAGAUGUCAAAAGCACAACCUGGUUAUUCGAGACCACACCGCUGGACAAAAUCACUGUAGAGAGUGUGACAGACAUACUCUACCGCCUUUGUCAUUAUUCAUUCAUUCAUUCAAGUGGAAUCAUCAUCCAGGCAAAUGAUUAUAAGUAUGUAAACAUGGCAAAAUAUCAGACUGUGAAAAGCGAGGGGCCUAAAGUUCAAAAGGAGGAAGUUGUUGAAGGAAACAUCAGGAACAUAAUGCUGCAGUUACUGUUCAAACCGAACCUGAAACCUAAAGUUGUUCUACUUAAAGAGGAUGAACAAGGCAAAAUGCACAGCACAGUGCUUGAAAUCCCAUUUCAACAGCCUGGAUACACAGACAACCCUGAGGCAGAGUGUAAGACCCAAGAAGCAGUUAAAAUUAUUGAGAAUUUGCUCGUCCAACAAAAAACUAUAAAGACAGGCUUGGUGAUGCAAGAAUCUGAAGGUGGGCAGCCAGAGAUGACAGUGUAUUCCCUCCAAUGUCAAAUCAGCAUGACUGAGUCGCACGAAAUUGCACGAGGAGAUGUCAAAUCCACCAUUGGCAACCUCCUUGCCACUGUCCAUAAUCAACAGACCAAACCGUCUUGCAGACUGGAACAAAACGAAAGGGGGAAUGUUGAUUUGUAUCGAAGCUGUAUUGAAAAGGGUGACCUUAAGAGUCUACAGCAAGAACUUUCUGAGGAGGAACUGUCAGCCUCUUGUAGAGAUAAAAUUGAAAUUAUUCAAGGUGAUGUAAAGGAAGCAAAGCGACACCUAAAUCAACAAAGGGAGCAAGUUGAAAGAACAGUCUUGGAUGUUGUACCAGGAGACGUGAAGAAUGUCAAAAAGGUUUUCUCAGAGGUCUGCACAGACCUGGGCAUUGGAAACUGCGUGCCAAAGGAGGAGAUUGUCAAAGGUGAUAUUUUGUCGGUCAAGCAGCAACUUGAUGAGGCAGUCAAACAGCCAGUCAUGGUCCAGAAGGAGGAAAUUAUUUCUGGGGACAUUAAAGCGACCCUUGAAUCCUUGGAGCGGGCAAAACAACAAAUCAAACAUGUGGAGUGUGAGGUCAUCAAACCAGGCACUAUUUACGAUCUGAAUGUCGAAGCAGAAGAAAUGUGCUCAGAAGAAAAUGAAAGGACAUUAAUUAAGGAGGAAAUAAUUUCAGGGGAUGUUAAGGCUGCCAAAAGAUCCCUGGAGAGGGCAAAGAACCAAAGCAUGAGAGUAGAACGAGAACCUGUCACUCCUGGAAAGCUAUAUAAUCUAAAUGAAUCAUCUCAGUGCCAAAGCAACACAACAGUGGAGCAGUCUACGACAUCCUCCUUAAGUAACCAGCGGAUUACUACAACAUUUCGAAAGGUUAGUGACAUAGAAAAGGUCCAGGGAUCCAACGAAAGAGUUUGUUGUCAGAAUGAAGUGGGAGAGAGAGAAAAUAUAUACGUUAGUACAGAAAAUGACUCAAGAGCGACAGAUAACAGUCCUCAGGUUUUAGAGUUAGAGUCGGAUAUUGUUAAUGAUGUGAAGGCUGCUGUUCAGUCAUUACGAAGUGCUGCAACAGAGCAGAGAAGUGUAGUCAGAGAGGAAAUUGUUAGAGGAAAUUUGAAAGAGACACUCCAGUUUCUUGAGAAGUCUAGCAUUAAUAUUUCUAAAGGAGAUUUCAAGGCAGCAAUGUUAUUUAGACAAUCUAGACAGUCUAACACUCAAAGCAGAAUGACAAAUGACUCAGGAACUGUAGAAUGCAAGCAGAGUUUUGUUAAUUUGCCUUCAUCUGACACUCAAUUGUCUUCUUCGGUUUCAGUGACCGGAAGUGAGCAUCUGACCAUCUCGGCACUGAAUUCAGAAUCUGUUAGCUCCAGCAUGGACUAUUCAAAGCCCUCUAACACUUUUGCAGGAAAAGGCGAACAUCCACCACCCAUCCCACCAAAAACUGGUAAUCAGGUUAAAGAUCAGAAGCCAGUUAUUCCACCAAAGCCAUUGCACAUCACCACCAGCUCCAAACAUAUUGCAGAAAACCCACAUGUUUGUCCAAGCUCACCUGGGCAUAAUAAUAAGCAACAGACUCCAGAAAUCCCACCCAAAGUUGCUGCCAGCAAAACUUUUUUGCAAAAAAAGGAAACAGUAGAAACAUGCAACAUUCAUGAACCAGUUCAAAGGACAAACUUCAGCGAUCCUGUGGAUUUUCAAAAGAUGCAGUACACUGAGCAAUGGGUUCAAAAUUCCCACAUGCAACAUACUCCAUCAGUCAGUAAAACAGACCCUCUUGAUGAUGGUUCCUUUGCUUGUAAUAGAAUAGGAAUGGAGAAAAAUGUGAUUCAGAGGAUAAAUGCUGCAGAAGAGAUCAGGAUGUGUGUGCAGAGUUAUUCAAAGGACAAUGACGAAUUAAACAAGGGGUUUAAGGUUGCACUUCAGAAUUUUGGGGAAAAGAAAACAACUACAGACACAACCUCAAUUUUCCCAAAGAAAAUUAAAGUUGUGCAAAAAGAAACCAUCCAGGAACAAGUUAAAACUUCCAAAGAGAACACAAAUAAACCUGAGUUACACUCCGCCAGCAGAGACACCCCUUCAACACCUGAAAUACGUGAAGUUCCUUCAAAGUACAAUCAAACUAUUAAGAACAAAGUUGUUUUGAGAGAAAAGAAAGCAAGGAGAGAGACCGAAGAUGAGCGCCGCCAGAGACUCUCCGUCCACAAAGACGAGAUCAUGAGGGGCAACGUAAAAGCAGCCAUGGAGAUCUUCGAAAACCUUAUGAGAUGUGAAGAGCUGAAGAUCAUUUUGUCAAAAUUUCAAGAAAUAGAGGGGGAAACUUGUGAGGUGGAUGUUAAAUCUCUAAAGACUUUGUUUGAGAAUGUGCCUGUUUGGAUUAGCAAACCAAUAAAAAAUAUGAAACACAGACAUUGUCCAAGAGCUGGCACAGGGACAGAGGGCUUAAGAGAUGAUGUAGAGAUAUCCUCUGUUGAGUCUGCAUUUGAGGACCUAGAGAAAGCAAGCAUGGACAUCAUCAAUUUGAAAGAACAGACAUUAGCUAAACUCUCGGAAAUAGAGGAGGCGAUAAAAAAAGCUCUGUACUCGGUCUCAAAUUUAAAGUCUGAGGCAGACAUUGCAGGGUUGUCAGGUCUGUUUAGUGAAUCCUUAAAUGCUGACAAUGUCUCGCCAAAUAAUAAAAACAUUAGGAAAAUUAGCAUUGUGUCCAGCAAAGCAAAACCUGUGCAAUCUAAACAGGUACAGGGCACUGAUAACAGGUGUCUGCCCAAAGAGGUACCACAUGUACAUCAAGGUCAAGUGGGCAAACCAUGCUCAAACGCCCCCUGCUCGCCUUCAUUUAUUUCCAUUCAUUCUGCUGCAAGAAAACCUGUGGAGUCACCCACAUCCCUACAGCCUCACUCAGACAAACCAAAAGCAAAUGACCAACCUAAUGCAGGUAGCACCUUCAAACCAUCCUCCCCUGAGAAAAGCUCAGCCAGCCAUGUUUGUAGUCCUCCAAGUCCUAGAAGGAAAGUCAGCAUUCUUGAAGUACAGCGAGUUCCUGAGGUUGCAAGUGGAAUCAUUGGCACUAAAACUGUCAGUGAGAAAUAUGAAGAGAUAGACUGCUUUGGGAAUACUUACCUCUCUUCCAAAAGAUCUACAUUUGUUACCAGGCAGUCCGAGAGUGGAUUAUCUGCCUCAUAUGAUGUAAUUACAAAUCCAGGGAGAUAUGAAGAAAUGGCUUCACCUGUUUUGCAAAGGUCUGGCCAGACCUUCUCCUCAAAUUCUCUAUCUAAAAACAAAGACAGAAAAGUGUUUGUUACUUUCGGCCAUCCCAAAACAGAAAAACAUUAACCUGGCUGCCCAUUUCGUUUUGUAGCAUUUUUGGUUGAUUUUUAGUUCCAUAUUUCUAAUUAAAAUACAUAUAUGUGUGUUGUAUUGGUCCUCAUUUUAUAUGUGUGUACAAUAAACAGUUUUAUUGUGAUGCUUUAAGAGCAAAGGUUUUUGUACUGUCGCAAUUAAGUGUUAAUAAAUGUGUUCAUCUUAAAUAUUUGUUUCAAAUGCUGUAUAUUAAAAUGAUCU
Messenger RNA from Sinocyclocheilus anshuiensis, 7529 nucleotides. RefSeq names its product xin actin-binding repeat-containing protein 1-like. Gene Ontology annotation, molecular function: actin filament binding. Gene Ontology annotation, cellular component: focal adhesion; stress fiber. NCBI's taxonomy places the organism in Eukaryota, Metazoa, Chordata, Actinopteri, Cypriniformes, Cyprinidae. The record is from RefSeq and is a predicted model, not a curated record. Gene Ontology annotation, biological process: actin cytoskeleton organization; actin filament organization.